AUGUUCUUCAAAAUGGCCCCUACUUCCCUGGCUUAUCGCUUCCGACAAUCCGUUGCCCCGACCGCCCUCCGAUCCUAUGCUGCCGAGUUCAUCUCCACCUUCUUCUACGUCUUCUUCGUUGUUGGAGCAUCAAUCGCCUCCCGGAAGUUUGUGCCCGGGGCUGCUGCAACCGACCCAUCGAGCCUUUUGGUGGUGGCUAUAGCCAAUGCCUUUGCUUUGGCCUCAGCCAUUUACAUUGCUGCCAACGUCUCUGGCGGACAUGUCAACCCGGCGGUGACGUUCGGGAUGGCAGUCGGCGGCCAUAUCAGUGUUCCUACCGCUCUCUUCUAUUGGUUUGCUCAAAUGCUUGCCUCUAUCAUGGCUUGCAUUGUUCUUAGAGUCACCAUUGUUGGACAGCGCGUUCCAAGCUAUGUCAUUGCCGAGGAGAUGACGGGCUUCGGAGCAUCGGUGGUAGAAGGUGUAUUGACGUUUGCUCUAGUGUACACUGUUUUUGUCGCUAGUGACCCGAGAAGAGGUCCAUGCAAUGCGAUCGGCGCUGUGAUGGUCGGGCUGAUGGGCGGAGCCAACGUGCUGGCUGCCGGGCCAUUUUCCGGUGGAUCGGUGAACCCAGCGUGUGCGUUCGGGUCGGCAAUUGUGGCUGGGAGUUUCAAGAACCAGGCAGUGUACUGGGUUGGGCCGUUGAUCGGAGCAGCUCUGGCCGGGAUUGUUCACGAUAAUGUGAUUUUUCCGACCGAAAAUGUAGAUUCAUUCACAGGGGUUCCUGAGGUUGUUGCUGUGUAA
Messenger RNA from Cucurbita moschata (crookneck pumpkin), 780 nucleotides. Its product is annotated as probable aquaporin TIP5-1. The record is from RefSeq and is a predicted model, not a curated record. Gene Ontology annotation, cellular component: membrane. Gene Ontology annotation, biological process: transmembrane transport; water transport. NCBI's taxonomy places the organism in Eukaryota, Viridiplantae, Streptophyta, Magnoliopsida, Cucurbitales, Cucurbitaceae. Bases 1 to 780 code for a protein of 259 amino acids. Gene Ontology annotation, molecular function: water channel activity. The transcript has 3 exons.